Microstroma glucosiphilum is the source of this 2917-nucleotide messenger RNA. RefSeq lists its product as hypothetical. Gene Ontology annotation, molecular function: oligopeptidase activity; serine-type endopeptidase activity. The transcript has 5 exons. Gene Ontology annotation, biological process: proteolysis. The record is from RefSeq and is a predicted model, not a curated record. Bases 127 to 2712 code for a protein of 861 amino acids. Lineage: Eukaryota; Fungi; Basidiomycota; Exobasidiomycetes; Microstromatales; Microstromataceae. Gene Ontology annotation, cellular component: cytosol.
CCCUUUCAUAUCUUCACUCCUUCUUUCCACUCUCUUCACCAUCACACGCCCCCCUCACACAAGUCGAGACAUCAUCGUCUCCGUACUUGGUCCAGACUGCGGCCAGUCAUUCGCAUCUUCUCCUUGAUGGCCAUUGCUCUCCUGCACUCGCUCCGGCCAAUCACUUCCCGCGUGCCUUCCGCCCUGAGCCGCAUCACAUCACCCCAGCACCAACUUCUCCACCCUUGUACCUCGCAAACCUCCUCUUGUCCACAAACAUAUCUUGGCACCCCUCCAAGCUCCCGCAACAUGACCGCUACCGCCUCCACGGCUCAGCACACCGCUCCCGGCUGGGACCUCUCUGCCAACCCCUUUCCCAAGGCCCGUCGAGACGAGUCGGUGGUGGACACCUACAAGUCAGAGGCAAAGGGAGAAGUCAAGGUGACUGACCCCUAUCGAUGGCUCGAAACACCGCCGAACCAGAGCAAAGAGACCAAGGAAUGGGUCGAAGCGCAAGCCGAAUUCGCUGCAAAGUACAUUCGCGGUUACCCUCAUUGGGAUGAGAUCAAGUCGCGCCUCGAGGGAACAUUCGCCUACCCUCGCUUCUCAUGUCCUUCGCUGAAAUAUGACGGCAGAUUCUAUUACUCUUACAAUUCUGGUCUCGAUCCACAGUCGAGGAUCUUCAGAGCUACAAAGGAGGACAUCGAAGGCGUGACCAAGGAAGGCGCCGACCCGAAAGCCACGCCCGGAGAAGUCUUCUUCAAUGAAAACCGGCUCAGCAAAGAUGGGUCGGUGGCCCUUGCUAGCGCCUCUUUCUCAAAGUCAGGCAAGCUAGUGUGCUACGGGAUCUCAAAGGCAGGAUCGGACUGGAACGUCCUCUACUUCCGCACCACGGACAAGCCUUUUGACCCUCCCGCUCCAGAACAGGGUCAGGAAGUACCCGAGGCGGCCAUGGGCGGUACAGACCGUCUCCCCGAUGUGCUCACCCACGUCAAGUUCUCGGGCGGAACUUGGACUCACGAUGACAAGGGCGUCUUCUAUCUCAGGUGGCCGGCCCCAUCGUCGGGCAGUGCUGACUUGGGAACAGAGACUGACGUCAACACCGAUGCCCGACUCUACUACCACGUCCUGGGCACCAAGCAAGAGCAAGACGUUCUGAUUUGCGACGUCGACCCAGACGUCAAGACAGGAAUGUGGUCGCCUAUGAUCACUAAUGACGGCAAGUUCCUAGUCAUCAGCCAGAGCAAGAACACUGACCCCGUGUCGCGCAAGUACGUCGCUCCGCUCGAAGGCGUCGACUUUGGCUCCCAAGAAGGGGUCGCCAAACUCAAGUGGAUUUGCCUAUCCGACAAAUUCGAAGACGAACUAGACUACCUGGCCAACGAUGACCACACAUUUUACUUCACCACCAACCGGAAAGCCCCGCGCUACCGCAUCCUCAAGUUGACCAUCGAUCCUUCCAAGGGCAAAGAGAUCGAAAAGCAGCAACUCUAUAAGCUCCCACUUGAGCCGACCCUCGAGUUCAAGGAACACAUCGAGGAAGAUGCAGAGGGUGGAACCCUCGGCACUGCUACCGUCCUGGCAAACGACAAGCUACUUCUCGUCUACUCUCGAAACGUCAAGGACGAACUUUGGCAGUACGACCUCCAAAGCGGUCAGAAGGUGGGGCGGCUACUUCCCAAUUUUGUCGGCUCCAUUGGUCAAAUCAGUGGGAAGAGGGAAGACACACUGUCCUUUGUACAGACGUCCGGCUUUACGUCACCAGGUAUAAUCAGCAGGCUGGAAUGGAGCGAGGACAGCAAAGCCAAGGAGGAGCCCAAGAUCAGCACCUACAGGGAGACGGUCGUGCCUGGCAUCAGUGCAGAUGACUUCAUCAGCGAGCAGAAGUGGUUUGAGUCAGUGGAUGGCACAAGAGUGCCCAUGUUCAUCACCUACCACAAGUCCACAAAGCUGGACGGCACAGCCCCGGCUUGGCUGUAUUCGUACGGUGGCUUCGAGAUCCCUCUCAAUCCCUUCUUCUCGCCCUCACUCAUGACUUGGACCAAGCUCUUCGGCGGUGUACUCGUCGUCGUCAAUGCCAGGGGUGGAGGAGAGUGGGGCGCUACGUGGCAUGAGGCUGGACGAAGGUUCAACAAGCACCACACCUUCGAAGACGUCCUCUCUGGGGCCAAGUAUCUGCACGAGAACAAGAUUGCUGCCAAGGGCAAGAUUGUACUCAACGGAGGAUCUAAUGGAGGUCUGACGGUGAUGGCCAGUACCAAUAUGGCAAAGGAAGAGCAUGGCAUUGGUGCGAGCGUUGCAGAGGUCGGAGUGUUGGAUUUGCUCAGGUUCCAUCUCUUCAGCAUUGGUAGAGCUUGGGUCGGAGACUUUGGCUGUUCAGAGGAGCCCAAAGACCUUGACUAUCAGCUCACCAUCUCUCCCCUGCACAACGUCGACCCUUCGCGCGCCUCGUCCUCUACGAACCCCUACCCUCCCAUCUUUCUCCUCACAGCUGACCACGACGAUCGUGUCUCUCCAGCGCAUACCUUCAAGCUAGCCGCCGAGCUACAGCACCAGCUGUCCUCCAAGGACGUGGGAGGAGGCGCAGAGAGCAACGCGCGCAAUCCGGUACUGGCUAGGGUAGAGCUGGAUGCAGGACAUGGAGCGGGAAAGAGUACGCAGAAGAGAAUCGAAGAGGCGACGGACAAAUACGCAGCGGUAGCGAGGGCGCUGGAUCUCAAGAUCGUCGGCUGACAUCAACGCAGGGGUAAACUGUGAUUGGGAAAGAGGACGUGGUUCAUGAGACGAUCGCUAGGCUCUUUCUCUGGGUGACUACCAUAUCCUGAAUGGUAGUCUGUCGCCAUACUUUGUUGUCGCUCCAGCACCCCUGCUUAGCACACUCAUUCGCUGACCAAUGACGAUUGAUCGAGAUUUUUUCAAUCUAAUACGUAACUUAGCU